This is a messenger RNA of Vicia faba (fava bean), 411 nucleotides long. The record is from the annotation of a GenBank genome assembly. Lineage: Eukaryota; Viridiplantae; Streptophyta; Magnoliopsida; Fabales; Fabaceae.
AUGUUUGAAACCUUAUCGGUGACGCCUCCAGUGCCACCGCCUGAACCACCAAAGGGUGAUCGGGACAAGGGAAUGAGGUCAAAUCAUAAAAACCAGAAUGUUGUCAAUAUUUUGUAUAGAAAUAUUGUUUCUAGUGAGGAUAAUGCUACGAUGCAAGAUAGGGAAAACGAAGUGCAUAACUCAGAUCAUGAUGAAUCGUGGGAUAAUGAGUUGGAGGGAAUAUUAGAUGGGAUCAAAGUUAAAGAUUCCAAUAUUGGUGGAUAUGAUUGUCCACAAAUGAUAUUGUCCAAAUAUGAAGAGAAAAGAAUUCACCGAUCAUGGAGACGCGGAGUUAUCGUGAAGCUAUCGGGAAGGAGAAUAUGGUAUAAGGCUUCAGAGACACGACUGAAGCAAAUGUGGGUGAGGAAAUGA